Messenger RNA from Trifolium pratense (red clover), 2985 nucleotides. RefSeq names its product 65-kDa microtubule-associated protein 6. The record is from RefSeq and is a predicted model, not a curated record. Lineage: Eukaryota; Viridiplantae; Streptophyta; Magnoliopsida; Fabales; Fabaceae. Bases 725 to 2551 code for a protein of 608 amino acids. Gene Ontology annotation, cellular component: spindle; cytoplasm. The transcript has 12 exons. Gene Ontology annotation, molecular function: microtubule binding. Gene Ontology annotation, biological process: microtubule cytoskeleton organization.
AUGUCAUUGUUUAUUUUAUACUUUACCCACUACACAAAUCAUUGGCAAAUGUGUACUAUACAGUAUACACACACAGACACAGCUAUACACACUCACUCACACACACAUACACUAUAGAAAAAUGAAAAAUACAGAUCCAUUCCAAUACUUUGCCUCUUUACCUGCUCCUCCAUUUUUCAUCUCCACAUUUUGGUGCAUUUUAGCAUCUUAACAAACCACCAACCAAACCCUAAAAAACCAUUAUCCUUUCUUUCUUUGCAUCUUUGCUUUCACUUAACCUUUUUCUUUUUCAUUUUUUUCUUUUUCUUUCUUUUUCUAACACCAAGCUCCAACAAAUAAUAAUCAUGGCAAUCAUUUUCUCUCUCUAAAAAAAAAACAACCUUUUCAUUCUCUCUCUCCAAAACAAACAACCCCUUCUUAUAGUUCUUCCUCUCUCUUAACAGAUCCUGUUCUCUUUUUUCACCAAAACUAUUUCUUGAAUAGAAAGAGAGUGUGACCCUUUAUCCAAAGGUUUCACCUUUAGAUCUGUUAAGCUUUUGUUUGUUACAAAACUGUUCCAAAACAAUGGAAAAACCUCAUGUUUCUUGGUCUUUUACAUGAAAGUUUCAUUCUUUCUUGUUUAACUCUUAAAGGGUUGUUUUUGUUUUUGUUUUCUUGAAUUGUGUUAAGUUUUGUUACCUUGUUGCUUAGAGAGUGUGAAAAAGGGUCUCAGAUUCUUUGAAUAAUGUUGGCCAUUGGAAGUCCUAUCACUAGUAUUCAUAUUAACACUACUUGCACUGCUUUGCUCAGAGAACUUGAGCAAAUAUGGAACGAUAUUGGCGAGAGCGAGAAGGACAAAGAUCGUAUGUUGAUGGAGCUGGAGAGGGAAUGCUUAGAUGUUUAUAGGCGAAAGGUUGAUGAGGCUGCCAACACGAAAGCACGCUUUCAUCAAUCCCUUGCAGCCAAGGAAGCUGAGAUUGCAACAUUAGUCGCUGCACUUGGGGAACACGAUAUUAGCUCUCCGAUUAGGGCGGAGAAGAGAUCUGCAUCGCUGAAGGAGAAACUUGCGUCUGUCACACCGUUGGUUGAAGAAUUGAAGAAGAAAAAAGAAGAAAGGGUGAAACAAUUUGCAGAUAUUAAAGCUCAAAUAGAAAAAAUAAGUGGCGAGAUUUGUGGAACUUUUUCUGUCAAUGAUGACGUGAGUGUGAGCAGCACAGGUGGUGUAGAGGAACAAGACUUGUCAAUUAGAAGACUUAAUGAAUAUCAAACACAUCUUGGUAGCCUUCAAAAGGAAAAGUCGGACCGACUUCAGAAAGUCUUGCAAUGUGUGAAUGAGGUGCAUUCUCUCUGUGGUGUACUUGGAUUAGAUUUCGGCCAAACGGUAGACGAUGUUCAUCCAAGUUUGCAUGGGACUCAGGUGGAACAAUCAACUAAUAUUAGCAAUAGCACAUUGGAAGGUCUAGAGAAAACCAUUCUCAAGUUAAAAACCGAAAGGAAAGCUAGAAUACAGAAGAUGAAGGAUAUUGUCGCUAACCUAUUCGAACUUUGGAAUUUGAUGGACACUUCAAAGGAAGAGAGAAACUCUUUUCUGAGGAUUACUUAUAUCGGUGCAACUUCCGAGUCAGAAAUCACCGAACGAGGUGGUCUUUCAACAGAAAUGAUAGAGAAGGCUUCAGCAGAAGUAGAAAGACUUACCAAACUAAAAGCGAGUAGAAUGAAAGAACUCGUUUUUAAGAAGAGGUCAGAGUUAGAAGAAAUAUGUAGAUUGACUCAUAUCGAACCUGAUACAAGUACUGCUGCCGAAAAAGCUAGUGCAUUAAUAGAUUCCGGCCUGGUUGAUCCUUGUGAACUAUUAGCUAACAUUGAAGCACAGAUAGUGAAGGCAAAAGAUGAAGCUUUGAGUAGAAGAGAAGUAACAGAUAGGAUUGAUAAGUGGCUAUUUGCUUGUGAAGAGGAAAAUUGGCUUGAUGAAUAUAGCCAAGACAACAAUCGGUACAGUGCUGGAAGAGGUGCUCACAUUAAUCUGAAACGUGCAGAACGAGCUAGAGUAACUGUAACCAAAAUUCCAGCAAUGGUUGACAAUCUUAUAAACAAGACGCUAGCAUGGGAAGAUGAAAAUAAGACUUGUUUUCUGUAUGACGGGGUACGUUUGGUGGAAUUAUUGGACGAUUAUAAACUGACCAGACAACAGAGAGAAGAAGAGAAGAGGCGACAAAGGGACCAAAAGAAGAUGCAAGAUCUGCUCCUAAAUCAAAAGGAAGCCAUAUAUGGAUCGAAACCUAGUCCAAGAAAAACUAACAGCUUUAGAAAGACAAACAGUUAUCGUGCAAAUGGCAAUGGUAACAGCAACGGCUAUGGCAAUGGAUCAAUGCCUCCUACACCUCGCCGGAACUCAGUGAGCGGUACAACAUCUGAACUAGGUACACCACGUUCCUACUCUGGUCGUCAUAACGGAUACUUUAACGAAGUGAGAAGAUUGUCUACUGCACCUCUUAACUUUGUGGCUAUCCCUAAGGAAGAUACAAUGUCAUAUAGUUGUGGUUCUGAACCCGAGUCCCCUCCUCAAGUUUAAGUUCAAAAAACUAAAAAUGGAAUAGGUUAAGAUUUUCCUGUAAACAUUAUUAAAACCAGAUCAAACCUUGUGAAUAGUAUGUUGCUUGUAAUAAGCUGAGAUAUAUACAUGGACAGUGACUCAGUGCAUGAUGAUUACUGACAUUUGAGGACAGGAAAUUAGAGUGUUUUAUGGUUUGAAGAACAUAAGCUUUGGAAGUGUUGAUACAGGUAGGGACAGUUAAGGAGACAGUGAAGAUUAUAGAGUGUUUGACUAUAUGUAUGAUGUUGGUUUUGUUUGUUUUCGUUUGUGUUUCAGCUGUAUAUAUAUGAUUUUCAGCUGUAGUAACUACUGAGAUUAUUUUGAUCCAUAAUUGUAGGAAAGUUCAUGCUCAUUGUUUUGAUGUAUGUGAGAAUCUAUAAUAUGUGAAUCUACCACAAAUAUUUCUAAUUGAA